Zingiber officinale is the source of this 2150-nucleotide messenger RNA. RefSeq names its product beta-fructofuranosidase 1-like. Gene Ontology annotation, molecular function: beta-fructofuranosidase activity. Gene Ontology annotation, biological process: carbohydrate metabolic process. The record is from RefSeq and is a predicted model, not a curated record. The coding region runs from base 110 to 2026 and encodes 638 amino acids. NCBI's taxonomy places the organism in Eukaryota, Viridiplantae, Streptophyta, Magnoliopsida, Zingiberales, Zingiberaceae. The transcript is spliced from 6 exons.
UCUUCCGUCCCUUCUCAGUUUCCCUUCCUCCUCCUUUCCUACUUUAUAAUUCACCCCAUACAACAGCAGCAUUCAUUAUUCAACCACACUCAAUCGAUCCACCACCGCCAUGGACUACUCCUCUUAUCCUCCUCUCCUCCACCGCCCCUCUCCCUCCUCCAAGAAGAAGCUCCUCUGGUGUCUCUCCGUCGCCGGAGCCUCCGCCGUGCUCCUCCUCUGCCUCCUCUCCCCCCGAAACACCAAUGGCGUCGAGCCGGGGAAAGCUCAAAACCUCCCGGUCUCCCGUGGCCCCGCCGCCGGCGUCUCGGAGAAGUCCACCGGCUCGAGGCUGUUCUCCGACUCGUCGUACCCCUGGACCAACAACAUGUUCCUCUGGCAACGCACCUCCUUCCAUUUCCAACCAGAGAAGAAUUGGAUGAAUGAUCCUAACGCGCCUGUUUACUACGAGGGAUGGUAUCACCUGUUCUACCAGUACAACCCCGACUCCGCCGUGUGGGGGAACAUAACGUGGGGGCACGCUGUCUCCCACGACCUCGUCCACUGGCUCUACUUGCCCGUCACCAUGGUUCCCGAUCGCUGGUACGACGCCAAUGGCGUGUGGACCGGGUCCGCCACGCUCCUCCCCGACGGCCGCCUCGCCGUGCUCUACACCGGCUCGACCGCCGAGUCGGUCCAAGUCCAGAACCUCGCUUUCCCGGCGGACCCCACCGACCCGCUCUUGCUGUCGUGGGCCAAGCAUGGGGAGAACCCGGUUCUCGUCCCGCCGCCGGAGGUCCAGGCGAAGGACUUCCGGGACCCCACCACCGCCUGGUUCGUGGGAGACGCGUGGCACGUCGCCAUUGGAUCGAAGAAUGACACGCGGCGGCACGCGGGGAUCGUGCUGGUCUACCGGACGGUUGACUUCUUAAAGUACGAGUUGCUCCCCGGCGCGCUGCACGAGGUGGAGGGCACGGGGAUGUGGGAGUGCGUGGACUUCUACCCGGUGGCGACGGAAUCGGCGACGGGGCUGGACACGUCGGCGCCGGCAGGUCCCGACGUGAAGCACGUGCUCAAGGCCAGCCUGGACGACGACAAGCACGACUACUACGCGAUCGGGAGGUACGACGCGUCGCGAAACUCAUGGGAGCCAGAUGAGCCGGCGGCCGACGUCGGUAUCGGGCUGCGGUACGACUACGGCAAGUUCUACGCGUCCAAGACAUUCUUCGACCCGGCGAAGCGGCGGCGAGUCCUGUGGGGUUGGGUCGGUGAGACCGACAGCGAGCGGGCCGACGUGGCCAAGGGCUGGGCGUCCCUCCAGGCCAUUCCAAGAACCGUAGUGUUCGACCAGAAGACCGGCAGCAACCUCCUCCAGUGGCCGGUGGAGGAGGUCGAGAGGCUGAGGAUCGCCGGAAAAGAGUUCGCCAACGUCACCCUCGCCGCCGGCUCCGUCGUGCCCUUGGACGUCGGAGCAGCCACUUUGGACAUCGUCGCGGAGUUCACGGUGAACAAAUCUGCACUGGCCGAUGUCGGAUACAACUGCAGCACGAGCGGUGGAGCCGCCGGCCGGGGCGCGCUCGGCCCGUUCGGUUUGCUCGUGCUGGCCGACCGGGACCGUCUGGAGCAGACCGCGGUGUAUUUCUACGUUGGGAGGAGAACCGACGGCGGCAUCACCACCCAUUUCUGCCAAGAUGAGCUCAGGUCGUCGUUGGCCGGUGAUCUGGCGAAGAGAGUGUACGGAAGCUUGGUUCCGGUGCUUGAUGGUGAAACCUUAUCGCUAAGGAUAAUGGUGGAUCAUUCGAUCGUGGAGAGCUUUGCGCAAGGAGGGCGGAGGUGCAUCACAUCGAGGGUGUACCCGACGAGGGUCUACGGGCAGACGCAGAUCUUCCUCUUCAACAAUGCCACCGCCGGGGACGUCACCUGCAAGUCAGUCAAGGUCUGGCAGAUGGACUCCGCCUCCAUCAGGCCGUUCAACGACGGAGAUCACUCGACGUCCACCAAGCUCCCGACUAGCUCCGCUCCAUCUUCACCUAGAAUUAAAAGAGAGUGAACAAAAGAUAAUUACGUAAUUUAUGGUCAAGCAAGGUGUAUUUAUUCAUUCUUAAAUUUCUAUUAAGGGAUGUAAAAUGUAAUUAAUGGUAUUAUGAAGAUAAUUUGAGAUACUUAACUACCAA